AUGAUGGUCACGCGAGGAGGAGAAGGGUGGGCUGGCAGGCCAUCGAUGGCUGGCUGGCAGCCUGGUCUGGACCACCCAACAGCCCAUGACCUGUUGGGAGCGCGCGGAGAGACGAGUAUUCUCCGAGGAUGGCGACCUUUAAUUGAACAACACCCCCCCCCCUUUCCCUCCGCGGGGUCGCAGCUCCCUCCUCCUUCUGAAGAGGUGCCGCCCUCGUCCACCACCCCGGUCUCACAAGGUGCUGACGAAACGGGCGUGCCCGGCGCCGUGGCCUGGACAAAGCUCUCUGCGUCCCUCGUGCUUAUGCCGCUUCCGCUGCCGCUGCCGCUGCCGCUGCACAGUCCGUGUUGUGCUUGCCAUCCUGCGGAUGCAGGUAUGAUGCGCAUAACGGGAAGGCAGGGCAUGGGCAACGACAGACAGACACAGGGGGGGAAACGGAGCUGCUGUGCGCGCCGCGGCAGCAGUGGGCCGGCCGUCUUGUACGGGAUCUGUUUACUGUUUUACCCUACUUCAAGUCUUUUGCACAAAGGGUACAUGGCCGGGGGCCCCAACGACCCUUUGUGCUGCUCAUCAGUGCUGGGCGGGCGCCGAUCACUUUCCCCCGACGUCUCCCCUCUCGCCUCUUCGUGUUGGGCGGGUUGGGGGGUGGGGGACCUACGAGAGGUUACUUACUGUACUGUAUACACUGGCUUGUAG
Messenger RNA from Diaporthe batatas, 696 nucleotides. RefSeq lists its product as uncharacterized. The record is from RefSeq and is a predicted model, not a curated record. The transcript has 2 exons. NCBI's taxonomy places the organism in Eukaryota, Fungi, Ascomycota, Sordariomycetes, Diaporthales, Diaporthaceae. Bases 1 to 696 code for a protein of 231 amino acids.